Dibothriocephalus latus is the source of this 732-nucleotide messenger RNA. Lineage: Eukaryota; Metazoa; Platyhelminthes; Cestoda; Diphyllobothriidea; Diphyllobothriidae. The record is from the annotation of a GenBank genome assembly.
AUGUCCCAUCUGACAGAGGUGUCUUGGAAGCCUCCAAAGAACGACGGUGGUGCACCCAUCACCGGUUACGUAGUGGAGAAACGCGAAGCCUCCAAACGCACCUGGACACCCCUUCCAGGCGGGCCGGUCAAAGCCACCAGUGUCACCGUGCCUGAUCUGAAACCCGGUCUAACCUACUUCUUCCGCGUCAUGGCACAGAACGCUAAUGGCUGGUCUGAACCGACAGAAACUGAGUCACCACUCCGGGUAGAAGCCCUGUCCAAACCGCCUACCGCGCCUGAUGCGCCCAAAGUAUCUGAGGUGACCGCCACCACUUGCCAAUUGACUAUUCAACCGCCUUCCUCGGACGGUGGUUCGCCCCUCAGAUUCUACCAUCUGGAGAAACAGGCCAAUCAGAAGGGUUCCUGGGUAAGGGCUUGUAAAGAUAAACUACCAAUCCCCGUGGGAACUGAGGACAAACCGCUGACCGUCACAGUAACCGAUCUGGUAGCGGACAAUACCUACGAGUUCCGCGUAGCCGCUGAGAAUGCAGACUGCCUCACUGGUGAAUUCUCUCGCCCGAGUCACCGCGUCUCAACCAAGCCGCCCUUCAAUGUUCCUGGGAGACCGUCAAGACCCGAGUUGAAGAUUGCCACAGAAAAUACGGCCACAGUCACCUGGAACCCUCCGUACGACGACGGGGGCGAUGCCGUCAAGAGGUACACUGUACAGUACAAGGUAAAUGACUGUUGA